UCGUCUGCUCCACCUUCACCUUCCUUAUCAUCUGCUUCACCUUCAACUACUACACCAUCUUCUGUCUCACCUUCUUCCACACCACCGCUUUCUAACUGUCCACCUGCACCACCCUCAGCUUCACCUUCACCUGCCUCGUCAUCGUCUGCUCCACCUUCACCUGCCUCAUCAUCUGCUUCACCUUCUCCUGCCACAUCAUCUGCUUCACCUUCUCCUGUCACAUCAUCUGCUUCACCUUCACCUGCCACAUCAUCUGCUUCACCUUCACCUGCCACAUCAUCUGCUUCAUCUUCACCUGCCACAUCAUCUGCUUCAUCUUCACCUAAUACACCAUCCUCUGUUUCACCUUCUUCCACACCACUGCUUUCCAACUGUCCACCUGCACCACCCUCUGCUUCACCUUCACCUGCCACAUCAUCUGCCUCAUCAUCGUCUGCUCCACCUUCACCUGACUCAUAA
Molecule: messenger RNA, 459 nt
Organism: Cyprinus carpio (common carp)
Lineage: Eukaryota; Metazoa; Chordata; Actinopteri; Cypriniformes; Cyprinidae
Product: putative protein TPRXL
Exons: 1
Source: RefSeq, a predicted model, not a curated record